Quercus robur (English oak) is the source of this 2517-nucleotide messenger RNA. RefSeq names its product beta-xylosidase/alpha-L-arabinofuranosidase 1-like. Gene Ontology annotation, biological process: xylan catabolic process; arabinan catabolic process. Gene Ontology annotation, molecular function: alpha-L-arabinofuranosidase activity; xylan 1,4-beta-xylosidase activity. Bases 1 to 2433 code for a protein of 810 amino acids. Gene Ontology annotation, cellular component: plant-type cell wall. Lineage: Eukaryota; Viridiplantae; Streptophyta; Magnoliopsida; Fagales; Fagaceae. The record is from RefSeq and is a predicted model, not a curated record. The transcript has 6 exons.
AUGGCUAAUAAUCUUUUUUUUCUUUUUUUUCUUCUUUGUAUCUCUUUCACUAUUGCUUCCUUUGUGAUUAGUACAGAUGUGAGAAAAGCAGUCUCAAAAAUUAGACCUGAUGAUCUCACCCCAACUGGCAGUGACUUCGCUUAUGUAUGUGAUCCUUCCAGAUAUGCCAAACUCAAUCUGGACAUGUCAAGAUUCGCAUUUUGUGACUCAAAGCUUCCCUACAGUGUUAGGGCGAAAGAUCUCGUGAGACAAAUGACACUACCUGAAAAGAUAGCACAGCUAGGAAAUAGUGCUGAAGGGGUGCCUAGAUUGGCACUGCCUAAGUAUGAGUGGUGGUCUGAGGCUCUCCAUGGUGUGGCCAAUUUUGGUAAAGGAACCAUCUUUGAUGAUCUAGUUCCUCAUGCAACCAGCUUUCCCACUGUCAUUCUCACAACAGCUUCAUUCAACGAGUCACUCUGGAAAGAAAUUGGUCAGGCUGUUUCAACAGAAGCACGAGCAAUGUACAAUCUUGGGCGGGCUGGAUUAACAUUUUGGAGUCCAACCAUUAACAUUGCCAGGGAUCCUAGAUGGGGAAGAAUUGCUGAGGCACCUGGUGAAGAUCCUUUCCUUGUUGGCACCUAUGCUGUUAAUUACGUGAGAGGUCUACAGGAUGUUCAAGGAACAGAGAACUAUAUAGAUUUGAGUAGUAGACCACUCAAAGUUUCGGCAUGUUGCAAGCACUUUACUGCAUAUGAUGUUGAAAAUUGGAAAGGAGUUGAUCGCUACCAUUUCGAUGCUAGGGUGACGGAGCAAGAUAUGGAAGAGACAUUCAAUCCGCCUUUUGAAAUGUGUGUUAAAGAUGGUGAUGUUAGCGGUAUUAUGUGCUCUUAUAACCGCGUUAAUGGGAUACCUAGUUGUGCUGAUCCAAACCUCUUGAAGCAAACACUUAGACAAGAAUGGGAUCUUCAUGGAUAUAUAGUUUCAGAUUGUGAUUCCGUGAGCGUAAUGGUGACCGGUCACAAUUUUCUUAACGAUACAUAUGAGGAUGCUAUUGCACAAACACUAAGAGCAGGGAUGGAUUUGGAUUGUGGAAAGUCCUACCCCAAGUACACUGGAAAUGCAGUGAACCAAUCAAAGGUUAGAGAGUCAGAUAUAGACAAGGCACUAGAAAACCUUUAUAUUGUGCUUUUUAGAACAGGUUUUUUUGAUGGAAUCCCUGCAUACAAAUCUCUUGGAAAAAACGACAUAUGCACCAACAAAAGCAUUGAGUUAGCCACACGAGCAGCAAAAGAAGGAAUUACUCUUCUGAAAAAUGAAGGUGGAACUUUGCCUUUAAGUACAGGCAUGUUCAAAAAUCUAGCAGUUGUUGGACCACAUGCCAAUGCUACCAUUGCGAUGCUUGGAAAUUAUGCAUUUGAAUCAAAACAUCCUGGUAGUCCAUGCCAUUACACCUCUCCUAUUGAUGGCUUUUCAACAUAUGGAAAGGUAAAUUAUGCAGCGGGAUGUGGUGACAUUGCAUGCAAUAAAACAAGCUUAAUACCCCAAGCUGUGGAAUCUGCAAAGAUAGCUGAUGCCACAAUAAUUUUGGUAGGGUUAGAUUUAACAGUUGAGGUAGAGAAAUUAGACAGGGUGGAUCUCCUACUACCAGGAAACCAGAGUGAGCUUAUCAACCAAGUUGCCAAUGCAGCAAAGGGCCCAGUUAUUCUUGUAGUCAUGUGUGCAGGAGGUGUGGAUAUCUCUUUUGCCAAGAAUAACCCCAAAAUCAAAGCCAUCCUAUGGGUUGGAUAUCCUGGAGAGGAAGGUGGUCGUGCCAUUGCAGAUGUUGUUUUUGGCCUAUACAAUCCCGGUGGAAGAUUACCAGUCACGUGGUAUGAAGCCAAUUAUGUUAAUAAGAUACCCCUAACAUCCAUGCAAUUCAGGCCAGAUGAUAGCAAAGGCUACCCAGGGCGAACUUACAAAUUCUUCAAUGGCUCCACAGUCUUCCCAUUCGGUUUUGGUCUCAGCUACACAAAAUUCAAUUACUCCACCAUACAAGCUUUACAGACUUUGCCCGUAAAAUUGGGUAGACAUACACACUGCCACGAUCUAAAUUAUAUGGCUAACAAGACCAAGCCUACUUGCCCUGCAAUUUUAUUAAACGACUUGCAAUGCGGCGAGUAUUUCAAGUUAAACAUUGAAGUCAAGAAUGUGGGCAAAAGAGAUGGGAGUGAAGUUGUGUUGGUUUAUUCCAAGCCCCCAGAUGGUAUUAUUGGAACUCAUUUUAAGCAGUUGAUCGGUUUCAAGAGGAUUUUCGUGGCAGCUGGAGGGAGAGAAGUGGUUAAUUUUGUGUUCAAUGGUUGCAAGAGCUUGGGCAUUGUAGACUAUGCUAGUAAUAGACUAUUGCCUUCCGGUGGGCACACCAUUAUAGUUGGAGACGGUGUAGCUUCCUUUCCCCUUCAAGUCACAUUUCAUUAAAAAAGAGAAUUGUUUGCUAUAAAAAUACCCGUUGCUUAUGAUAUUUCCAUUUUAGAAGGCUAUAAAUAUUAUCUCUCAUGGAAA